This is a messenger RNA of Spathaspora passalidarum NRRL Y-27907, 773 nucleotides long. RefSeq lists its product as uncharacterized. NCBI's taxonomy places the organism in Eukaryota, Fungi, Ascomycota, Pichiomycetes, Serinales, Debaryomycetaceae. The transcript has a single exon. The record is from RefSeq and is a predicted model, not a curated record. The coding region runs from base 140 to 631 and encodes 163 amino acids.
AGCGAACACCAACUGACUGACUUACCCACAAUACAUUCCAAUUCCAAGUAGUGCUUUCCUUAUUCUAUUCCUGUACAUACACACAUACAUACAAACACACAUACAUACAUACACACACACACGCACGCACAUACACACCAUGGCUGAUGCGCUCACAUAUGAAUUUCCUGAUUUCUUGAACGAUGGAUCCUCGUUGAUGCAAGAUACUAUAGAAGGACUAUCACUAGAUGAAGAGAUUAAACGAGCAAUUAUGUCUUUAGAUAACGAACCAUCGCCACUUGAAUCAUCAGCAGCAUCAUCUCAAUUUGAUUCUCCAGUCACGCUAGAUACAGAAAUUAGCUACCCUGAAGAAGAAGUAGUGCAGGACAAACAUGUGAAUAUGAAUACCAUUGCUAGUAUUAAGCAGGCUAUGGUUGAUACUUCUAAGUUGUUGGGGUUAUAUACAACAUUAAAGGUUACAUAUUUGAAAUUAUGUAAGGAAUUUAACUAUUUAUUGACUAAAUUUAAUGAAAAUGAACGGAUCAAGAUUGAGUUGAUUCAUGAAAAUAACGAGUUGAAAAAGUUAUUGUACGAUUUAAUAAAAGAAAGGGAGAUUGAAAAGAGAGAACAGAAGCAGCAAAAUAGAGGGUGAAUAUGGGUCAUCUUUGGCAUAUUAGCAUAGCAUAUCUAGCAUAGGUUGGACAGGUGAACUAGUUCUUACUGAUUCUAACUGUUUGACAUCAAUCAAUUUUAACGAAUUUAUAGAUUACAUACUUAUAAAUAAUGGGAUUUAG